This is a messenger RNA of Octopus bimaculoides (California two-spot octopus), 1019 nucleotides long. Its product is annotated as zinc finger protein 271-like. The record is from RefSeq and is a predicted model, not a curated record. NCBI's taxonomy places the organism in Eukaryota, Metazoa, Mollusca, Cephalopoda, Octopoda, Octopodidae.
ACAUUGUUCUGAGAGAAAAAGACUUUUGAAACAAUGGAUAAUGUUACAGACUUAAAGGAUUGAUUUAUUAUUUUAUUGAAGAAAUGGAAAAAGAGACUGAAAAAUCCCCAUACCAUUGUGAUAUCUGUCAAAAAUCAUUUUCUCUGGAAAGUAGGCUCAUUAAACACAAAUGUAUUAAUAGAGGUGAGAAACCAUAUCCCUGUGAUGUUUGUGGUAAAUCAUUCUCAAGAAAGAAUUGGUUAGCUAAACAUAGACGCAUUCAUAUGGACAAGGAGCCAUAUCAUUGUGAUAUCUGUGGUAAAUCAUUCUCUCAAAGAAUUGAAUUAUAUACUCACAAACGUGUUCAUACAGAAGCAAAACCUUACCACUGCGAUAUCUGUGGUAGAUCAUUUUCACGGAAGCUUAAUCUAACUGGUCACGUACGCACUCACACAGGAGAAAAACCACAUCAUUGUGAUGUCUGUAGUAAAUCAUUCUCUCGUUUAACCAAUUUACGUGCUCACAAGCGCAUUCAUGCUGGGGAAAACACACAUCAGUGUGAUAUCUGUGGUAAAUCAUUCUCACAAAAGAGUGGUUUAACUGUUCACAUACGCAUUCACACAGGAGAAAAACCACAUCAAUGUGAUGUCUGUAGUAAAUCAUUUUCUCACGUAGCGUCUUUACGUGCUCACAAACUCAUUCAUACAGGAGAAAUGAUGCAUUGUGAUAUCUGUGGUAAACCAUUCAUUCACAAGAGUGAUUUAACUUUUCACAUACGCGUGCACACAGGAGAAAAACCAUAUCAUUGUGAUGUCUGUAGUAAAUCCUUCCCUCGCUUAGCUUCUUUACGUAUUCACAAACGCAUUCAUACAGGGGAAAUGACACAUCAUUGUGAUAUCUGUGGUAAAUCAUUCAUUCGAUCAAGUAACUUAGCUUCACACAAAUACAUUCAUACGAAAGAGAAACCAUAUCAGUGUGACAUCUGUGGUAAAUCAUUCCCUAUUACUUCGCACUUAAUUGUCCACGUACGUAGUCAUACA